UCAAUUCUCCAUCACUUUGUAGUUCAAACUAGCAAUCAAUCAACGAUGGUUCGCAUCAUACUCCUGUUGACCACAGCGCUUUUCGCCUGCACCUUGAGUGCUUCAACCAAGGGUUUCAACCCUCUGCGUCCGUGGUGGAACGCUCGUCGCUCCGGGGAUGGCCGCAUAGUUGGCGGUUUCGAAGUUACCGUUCAGGACGUUCCCUUCCAGGUGUCGCUGAGCCGGGUUGGAUCUUCCCAUUUCUGUGGAGGAUCCCUAGUGUCCGAACGCUGGGUGAUGACCGCUGGCCAUUGUGUUGAGCCCGGUCAAACCAAUCUCCAGGUGCGUGUUGGUUCCAGCCGGCAUGCUACCGGUGGUCGGCUGGUCUUGGUUAAGGAGGUCCAUCGCCAUCCGAAAUACAACCCGAGUUCCGUUGACUAUGAUUUUGCACUACUGGAACUGGAUGAGACAGUAACCUUCUCCGAUAGCUGCAAACCCGUUGGAUUGCCUUUGAAGGACGCUCCGGUCAAGGAGGGAACUUGCCUGCAGGUUUCGGGCUGGGGAAAUACCCAGAAUCCUUCGGAAUCAACGGCUGUGUUGCGAGCUGCAAACGUUCCGGCCGUAUCGCAAGAGGAAUGCGACAAGGCUUACACAUACUACGGUGGCGUUACCGAUCGGAUGGUCUGCGCUGGUUACAAGGAAGGCGGCAAGGACUCUUGCCAGGGCGAUUCCGGUGGUCCACUGGUUGAGGGCAGCACUCUGGUCGGAGUGGUUUCCUGGGGUGCAGGCUGCGCUCAACCUGGCUAUCCGGGAGUGUACUCUCGAGUGGCGUCCGUUCGCGAUUGGGUGACGGAGGUUAGCGGACUGUAAUGGAGUGAUGGGAUCGAGCUGCUGGAAAAGAUAUUUGCAAUUGAAAAUGUAAAAUGAUGUUGACAUAAAAUAUACAGAAUAAGAUGAAGUCAAAA
Molecule: messenger RNA, 944 nt
Organism: Aedes albopictus (Asian tiger mosquito)
Lineage: Eukaryota; Metazoa; Arthropoda; Insecta; Diptera; Culicidae
Product: trypsin 5G1-like
Exons: 1
Coding region: 46-849 (267 amino acids)
Biological process (GO): proteolysis
Molecular function (GO): serine-type endopeptidase activity
Source: RefSeq, a predicted model, not a curated record